This is a messenger RNA of Leguminivora glycinivorella, 2203 nucleotides long. It is a transcript of the gene simj, whose product is annotated as transcriptional repressor p66-alpha. Gene Ontology annotation, cellular component: NuRD complex. Lineage: Eukaryota; Metazoa; Arthropoda; Insecta; Lepidoptera; Tortricidae. Gene Ontology annotation, biological process: negative regulation of transcription by RNA polymerase II. The transcript is spliced from 21 exons. The coding region runs from base 161 to 2203 and encodes 680 amino acids. The record is from RefSeq and is a predicted model, not a curated record.
GUUUGUGAGAUAUGGCAUAGUGCAAUGGAAACCCAUUAAUUAAUUGUAGUCGUACGCAUUGAAAAUGGCUGAAUUGUUUUUUGGUGAAUUACAAUAAAUUAAUUUCAAUGCUAAUUGCCACUGUGAAAUUGACUAAAAUCCAAAUUGCGUAGUCGCGAGUAUGGAUGUAGACGAUUCAGCUGUCGACCUGAGCGUCAGGUCUUUGCCCCCUGAGUUGAGCGAGCUCCGGGCUCUCACGGCCAGCGGGCUGACCAUAACGCCAGCUCAGCCUCCUCCACAUAUUAUUGAUAGAGGAGCGAGCGGUAAGCGCGUGCUGCGGCCGCGCUCGGAGCAGCGCAGCUACGCCGAGAGCCCGGACAUCGUGCUCCUGCCCGCCGCGCCGCCGCACCGCAAGCCCAGCGCCGCCCCCUUCACGGACAUGAGCAGCAAGAUGAACUCAACAUCAGCAGUCAACGUGUCCAUAACCGCUGCAGCCGCUCCUGAGUCUCCGAGGGACCCCCGAGAUGACGACUCCUCUGACGAUGAGAAUGAGCCCCCCAUACCUCCUGUAGACCGGGAGCUGUCGAGCGCGGAGAUAUGGGAGCGCGAGCGCCUAGUCCGCGCGUUGCGUGAAAAACUUCGCGCCGAAGAAACGCGUUUGGUCCUUCUGCGAAAGAUUCGCCAGUCGCAAUGCGCGCCACCCAAGCAGCAGCAGCAGCAGCAGCAGGCGGAGGCGGCCGGCACGGCGCUGGCGGCGUCGGGCUGCGUGGUGCCGCCCGGCGUCACCGUCACGCCCGCGCCGCCGCCCGCGCACCAGCACAACAAGCGGUCGACCAGCACGGCGAACGCGACGGCGGCGACGGCUAACUCGAGCCGGCGCACCUCCAGCCUGCCUGGCGGCGCCACUCUCACUCCGGGACCCUACCGCACUCAGUCGUCUGGCAGCGGCGCGAGCAUCACGCCCUCCGUCACCAUCACGCCGGCGCCGCCGCCCGCCGCCGCCAACGCCAAGCCGGCUCAGGAUAACUCGUCGGUGACUAGCAGUACCAGCGACGCAGCCAGUUCGCGCAGCGGCGAGGAGUCACAGACACCAGCGCAGCGCCAGGCGGCUGCCAAGUUGGCGCUUCGCAAGCAGCUCGAGAAGACCCUCUUGCAAAUCCCGCCGCCCAAACCGCCGCCGCCGGAGAUGAACUUUAUCCCCUCGCCCUCCAACACCGACUUCGUAUAUCUGGUCGGCUUGGAGCAUGUGGUCGACUACCUCACCAACGAGGACCGCAUGCCGCGCUCCACAGUCCCAGCAGUGUGCGCUCAAUGCGGCUGCGACUUUACUCCCGUGUGGCGCUGGGAGCGCGCGCCUUCACGCCGUCUAGAUCCCACCUUCACCGCGCCACCGGCCCCGCCGCAAGCACGGCGCCUGUGCGAGCUGUGUGUGUCCGGCAACGUCAAGAGAGCGCUCAAGGCGGAGCACACGGCGCGGCUGAAGACGGCGUUCGUGCGCGCGCUGCAGCAGGAGCAGGAGAUCGAGCGCCGCCUGUCCGCCGCUUGCGCCUCGCCGCCCGCCUCCUCCUCCACCCCCGCCGCCUCCACCCCCGCGUCCGCCGCCACCCCCGCGCCGCCGCCCGCGCACGCGCACGCGCACCGACCGCAGAUGUCGGUGACGCGCACCAGCGCGCGCGCCGCGCCCACGCCGCCCGCCGCGCCGGCCGCCAAGCCCGCGCCGCAAGCGCCCGCCAGCCGCAGCUCGUCUCUCGGUUCGUCAUCCCUGGAGCGCGCGGAGCGCCACCACGAGCGGCGCGCGGAGGGCGAGGCGCCCGCCAAGAAAGGUAAAGGCUCGUCUUCGAGCAGCACGAGCCAGAGCAGCAGCAGCAAGCCGCAUCAGUUCGCGGCGGCGGCGGCGGCGCAGAUGGCGUUCGAGCAGCACUCCGCGGCCGCCAUGCAGGCGCUGCAGCACCAGCUGCUCAGAGGUCUGAGCGGUGCGGGCGCCAGCGGCAGCAUGUCCCCCGCCGCCGCCGCGGCCGCCAUGAUGCAGUUCAGCCCGCUGCUCUACACCUACCAGCUCGCCAUGGCGCAGGCCUCGGCCCUCGGCAAGCGGUCUGGUAAGAACAGCAGCGGCAGCAGCAGCGCAGCCAUGGCGGAGAUGCAGCGCGUGGCCGAGGCGCAGCGCCAGUACCUGCUCGACAUGAUCCCCGGCCAGCACGCGCGCAACCCCUGGACCAAGAACUAA